Molecule: messenger RNA, 2538 nt
Organism: Uranotaenia lowii
Lineage: Eukaryota; Metazoa; Arthropoda; Insecta; Diptera; Culicidae
Product: sodium-independent sulfate anion transporter-like
Exons: 3
Coding region: 597-2429 (610 amino acids)
Biological process (GO): transmembrane transport
Cellular component (GO): membrane
Molecular function (GO): sulfate transmembrane transporter activity
Source: RefSeq, a predicted model, not a curated record
ACAUCUGAACGAUCGUAAACCAAUUUAAAACCAAGAUAGGUAAAGCCACGCAACCGCUGAAUGACCAGAGUUGAUAGAUGCAUCUCUGAACGGUAUCUCGCACAUCCUGGUGUCUAAUUUUCUAAAACCUUUGUCAAUGGGAUUUCAUCGUUCGAACAUUCGGGCACGUCGCGUUUCGGAUGCUGGCGCGCGUUUUCUGGUACGCGAUAGAAUACAUCAACAUCGGGCAACAGGUGGGAUUCGUUAGAGCCAUCGCAGCUGAAAUUGACUUCGAAUGGUUGCUCGGUUGAUUGUUGACAUCGUUAGUUAGACUGGGAAUAGUUUAUUCCGGGUAGUGCGACGGCGCAGAACCUUCCGUCUGCUGCCAUUCACCGACGGGAUUCAUCACGAACUGUCAUAUAGGGGAGGGUUUAUUUUUCUACCAAUCUAUCAGAUUUACAUCUACUAUCCAUCUAACUCGACGGUUCUUGUGUUUUGUGGCAAGUGCAUUUCGUUUCAAGGAAUAGGGGAUUUUUUAAGUCACAUUUGCUGCUAAAGGUUGUGAAUAUAAUCGAAAAAGUGAUAAAUCACAGUUUGCGGGGUCGAAGGGCCAAAACAUGGUAAAAGAUAUCAUUCUUACUGAUAGAGAGCUCUAUCCAAGCCAUCAGAUACCAGAAGAUAAUGAACUCGAUUAUCGGGAGCAGUUUCCGGACAUACGACCUCUGUUGAGGCGUCAAUUCCAAGGUAUCUGGACCCGAGAAAAUGCAAUCCGACGAUUCCCGGUCCUCCAGUGGGGUCCUCAGUAUUCGCUGCGAAAGCUCGGCUCUGAUGCCAUAGCCGGUAUAACAGUUGGCCUAACGUCGAUACCGCAGAGCAUAGCCUAUGCCGUAGUCGCCAAUCUGGAGCCCCAAUACGGGCUCUACUCCAACUUCAUGGGAUCGUUCAUUUAUGCCUUUUUCGGCAGCGUCAAAGAGAUCACAAUCGCUCCGACGGCCAUCAUGGCGCUGAUGGUGCAACACAAAGUCCUACAGCUGGGGCCGGCUGGGGCCAUCCUGUCUUCAUUCCUAUCCGGAUGCAUUAUACUCCUCCUCGGAUUGCUGAACUUUGGCUUCAUCGUGCAGUUUAUCUCGAUGCCGGUCAUAACGGGAUUCAUCACGGCAGCGGCCAUCACCAUCAUCAGCAGUCAGCUGAAGUCGCUAAUGGGCAUAUCUAGCCCCGGCAAAUCUAGCGAAUUCAUCGAUUCGUGGAGCAACAUCUUCGAAAACAUCGGACAAACGAGGCUGUGGGAUUCCUUGUUGGGAUUCGGAUCGUUGGCGAUUUUGAUUUUUCUAACCCUUAUCAAAGGGCGCGGCUCAGGCCGAUGGCGGAAAGUAACCAAAAACUUAUGUCUGCUUCGUAACGCUCUGAUCGUCAUCAGCGGCGGAACGUUGGCUUAUAUCUUUGCCAGCCGAGGUCAGCAACCUUUCCGGCUGACCGGAAAAGUAGCCUCCGGUUUUCCUCCCUUCGCCGCUCCGCCCUUCUCAACCAUCUUCAACGGAGAACAUUACAACCUGUCGCAGAUGCUGAGUAUUUUGAGUUCGUCGCUGAUUGCAAUUCCCAUGAUUUCGAUUCUGGAAAUAGUAUCAAUUGGAAAAGCGUUUUCCAAGGGCAAACCCAUCGAUGCUACUCAAGAGAUGAUAGCGUUGGGUUUGUGCAACCUGGCAGGAUCCUUUGUCUCGUCGAUUCCAACGACGGCUUCCUUCGCUAGAACGGCCAUUAAUAGUAGUAGUGGAGUGAAAACACCCUUCGGAGGAGUAUUCACUGGCGCAUUGGUAAUCGCCGCACUUGGCUUGCUUACCGAAUAUUUCUACUUCAUUCCAAAGGCUACGCUAUCUGCCGUGAUUAUUGCGGCCAUGGCUUUCAUAAUAGAAUACCGCGCAGUAGCCGAAAUGUGGCGGGUCAAACGAAUCGAUAUUGUUCCCUUCCUAGUGACCGUUAUAGCUUGUCUGUUCAUGGGCCUCGAAUACGGCAUUCUAGUGGGGAUAGGAGUUAACCUUUGCUUUCUGCUGUACCUCAUAUCAAGACCCAGAAUUGAUCAUCGGGUAAUUACAACUAACUCUACAACGGCUCUCAUAAUCAAACCAACCAAUGAUUUGGCUUUCUCAUCGGCGGAAUACCUUCGUGAAAAAAUUAUAAAAUUGGCCUCAAAGCAUGACGCCAACCUCGUAGUAAUUGAUGGAGAGUUGAUCAAGUAUAUCGAUUCGACAGUUGUCAAAAACAUGUCCAUCACCGUCAAAGAUUUGAAGGCCCAAGACCGAAGUGUACUUCUGUGGAGGUGGAACCGAGAGGUGCAGUAUUCGUUGUACCGAUAUAAGAAGGAGCAAUUCAUGCCUCUGUUUAGGGCUGACGAAAAGGCAGACGAAUUGAUCAGCAGCUGGCGAAGGGCGAACGUCUCCGAGGGUGUCGUUUGAGUGAUUUCUAUUGUGAUAUUAUCUAACUAGCCGCACACACUCUUAAACUUUCUUUUUAAGCAAAUGUACUAGCCAAAAUUUGAGUAAAUAAACUUCAAACUUAAAAAGA